Messenger RNA from Prorocentrum cordatum, 1975 nucleotides. The record is from the annotation of a GenBank genome assembly. Lineage: Eukaryota; Dinophyceae; Prorocentrales; Prorocentraceae.
CAGGCCCACCGCCAUUGGCGGCACGCCGCCCUCGGCCACAUGGCCGCUUCGGCCCUCCGGUUGGCCGCGGCGGCGGCGAGCGACGGGGAGGGCGCGCCCGGCGGCUCGGGCGGCGAGGCGCUGCUGGCCGCGCCGCCGGGCCCGCCGCCGCGUGCCGCGUGUCGGCCGCCGCCGCCGCUGGCGCUCGUGGUCCUCACAAUGCGCUUUUUCUUCCUCGGUCGUCUUCGCCCUGAAAGCCAGGCAGGUCGACGCCGCCGCCCAGGCGGUGUCGACGACGAGCCAGGCGGUUGGCGACAGCUCGGACGAGUCGACGACUGCGCUGGCGAGCGGCGACAGUCUGGACCACUCGGCCGGCGCCGGCUCUGCUGGCAGCGGCUGCACUGCCAACUUUGGAAACUGCAUGACGUCGAAGUGCUGCACGGGCGACGAGUACGCUUGCUACCAAAGGCGGGGCGACGCAUACGCGCAGUGCAAGAAGAGCUGCUCUGCCACUUGGGCACCGUGCACGCUGCUCAGCCCAACGCCGGCUCCUUCGGGAACGGGUGUCAAGAUUUCGGUGGGCAGCGAGGCGGUUUUUACUGUGAGCGAGGGUUUCGUGUCGCACACCCUCGACAUCUGGCGCAUCCGCUGGGGUGGAUGGAAAGGCAUAGAUUUCACGGACCCGAAGCAGCUCGCAAUGGCAACGGCAUACAGUCCCGCGUUUCUCCGCAUCGGAGGCACGGCCCAGGACAACGUCACGUACGACAUGUCUGACCCCGCUGUCCAUCCUCCUUAUGUGCCAGAGCCUGCAAACCCGACGGUCAACAUUCCGCACUCGACCAUGACACGAGCGUUGUGGGACGAUGUCAACUCAUCCGGGACCGCCGCUGGUUGGAGCAUCGUGUUCGGUCUCAACAUCUACGACGGCUGGAGCGACACUGCGCGGUCGAGCUCAUACGACCCAGCGCGUGCUCUCGAGCUGAUGGCGUACACGAAAGGGCAGGGGUACGAUGUAGUCGGCUGGGAGCUCGGCAACGAGCCCAACCUCGGCAAGAAGGGCACGACGCCACAGCAGGCGGCCGCCGCGCUCGAUGCGCUCAGCACAGCAAUGUCCACGGUGUACGGCAGCGUUGGGGCCGGGACGGCGGCUUCGCCUUGGAUUUGCAGCUUCGACACUACGAAAGAUGGCUCGGGAUUCUUCGGUGAGGCUCUGCAGAGUCUUGGCGCUGCUAGCGUCAACGUCGCCACGUGGCACCACUAUUAUGUCGCGGGUGCGGCUAGCGUUGCUGAUCCGUCGGUCUUCCUUGAGGCUAGCACUUACGAGAGUUACGAGGAUUAUGCAGCGAAGUACAAGGCGGUAUUUUCGGCCUACGCGGGCUCGAGUUCGGCACAGGAGCCGCCGAUGCUCUGGAUGGGGGAAACGUCUGGCGUCGGCGGCAGUUGCCAGAAUUCUGAAAGCGUGAUUGGGAAAUUCAUCGGUGUCUUCUGGACUGCGGACAAGCUCGGCGUGGCGGCGCGCUUGGGACACAGCGUAGUUGCGAGGCAGGAGUGGGGUGAGCUGACGCACGAGGGUGCCCUCGCCCCAGAACUCUGGGUCGGCCUGCUUUGGAGGCGGCUCAUGGGGCAAGAGGUUCUGGAGGUAACGGGCGCGAAUGUGCCGAGCUCCGUGCGAGCCUAUGCCCACCGCGAGAUCGCAGCCAGUCAGAGAGUCACAGCGGUGCUCAUCAACUUCGGCUCCGAGGCGGCCGACGUGGAGCUCAGCCUGGGAAGCGGCGUGGCCACACGAGAGGAGUACCAUGUCUCUUCGCCAGACCUGCCGAAUAUCUCUGGCACCCGCGUGUCCGUGAACGGGCAAGUUCUGGCCGAUACAUUUGCCAGCCUCAGCCUGAGCGACUCCGGCAGCAUUCCGGACUUCAGCCCGGUGGUCCGGGAGAGCAGCGGCGCGGUCUCCGUGCAGGCGCUGAGCGUUGUCUUCGUCCGCGCUGGGGUCGGCUAG